AUGGCUGAGUGGUAUGAGUGGUCUGAGUGGUCUGAUCAGGCCGUCAUCGAGGUAAAUUCCUCCUCGGAUUCCAGCGAAGGCUGGGGCCCUUGGAGGCCUAGCGAGGGACAGCACUACCACCAGCCGGAGACUUCGAAGGGCGACAAGGGCAAGCACGGCAAGCACGAGGGCUACCACUGGCAGCCCCAAAACGACAAGGGCAAGGGAAAGCACUCCCAGUCGGAAACAGCGGGCGACCAGCACAAGGGCUACCAGGUGCAGAAAGGCGAGAAGGGCAAGAGCAAGAGCAAAGGCCAGCCACACGAGCCGGAGAAGGGAAAGGGUUGCAAGGGCUACGAGCCGGACACCCACAGCGAGAAGGGCAAGGCAAAGGGCUUCCAGAACAAGGGCAAGGAUAUCGAGAAGGGCGAGAAGGGCAAGACCAAGCACUACAACCGCGAGAUGGACAACGCUAAGGGCAAGGGCAAGUGCUACGAGCCGGAGACCAGCGACAAGGGCAAUAAGGGCUACCGCCCGGAGACGCAGGAGAAUAAGGGCAAGGACAUCGACAAGGGCGAGAAGGGCAAGACCAAGCACUACCAGCGCGAGAUGGACAACACUAAGGGCAAGGGCAACCGCUACGAGCCGGAGACCAACGACAAGGGCAACAAGGGCUACCGCCCGGAGAUGCAGGAGAACAAGGGCAAGGAGAAGGGCGAGAAGGGCAAGACCAAGCACUACCAGCGCGAGAUGGACAACACCAAGGGCAAGGGCAAGUGCUACGAGCCGGAGACUAGCGACAAGGGCAAGGGAAAGCACUACCAGGCAAAGGGCUCCCAGCUCGAGAAGGGCGAGAAGGGCAAGACCGACCUUAAGGGCAAGGGAAAAGAUCGCUACCAGCCGGAGAACCACGACAAGGGCGUCGGAAAGGGCCAGCAGUCGACCGACAAGGGCUGGGGAAAAUGGAAUGAGUGGCACUCUGAUGGAUCCGAAGACGCCAGAGCCAUCGACCACGGCAAGUCCGACGCCAAAGUCAACUCCCACGAGGCAGUUGACUUCGAUGUCACUGCAGCCAAAUCCUCGGAUGAUUCGCUGUGCUGCUCACUAAUGUUCGUGCCAGUGUCGGAAAAUUCCGGCGAGUCCCAGGAUUCUGGCUUCGAGGGCCUGCGAAGGCAGGCUCGAGUCCGAGCCCUUACCGACGAAGAGAAAAGCCGCAUCGCAGCCUACGAGAAACCUUCCGACAUGCCCUACGAAGAGCGGAAGAGACAGCUUGUGGCUCUUGACCGAAGAGUCAAGAGCGACCCCGAAAGCCUACCACCAGGAAUCCUAGCCAUGUACAACGAUGCAUACGGCAGCUCUGCCAAGAAAUUCGAACUGAUGAAGCAUUUCAUCUUGGACCCUUCGUUCCAGUCAAUGACCGUGGACGCACGAUUCCUCGAGAGACACAGCAAGGACUGCAUUCAUGGACCGAGUUUCUUCCUAGGCCAUCUUAGAACCAAGAUCUAUUGCACGGAAGAGCAGCGCAAGUGGCUCAAGGAAAAAAUCGUUGACUGUCGUAUCCUCAGCUACAGAUCUAAUCCAUCAACCCAGCUACACUCGCAAUAUGCUCGAGGUCAGGAGGGGAAAGAGCACCCCCAGGACGCGGUAUUUUCUUGUGCUAGCCCUUUAGAAGCUUCGCCAGGACCCUUUGAACCCACGGGCCCGGAUCUACAAGCACUACAAGAAGGGCGUCGAGAAGACGAAAUCCUCCCAGGAGGUUGCCAACGAGACCAAAUGCAAGGCCGACAUUGGUGGCGGCCAAGCAGGGCUUGCAGCCAGGCAGCUCCUCUCGGAGACCUUGGUGGCUGCCGGUGCCAGCUUCGGUGA
Molecule: messenger RNA, 1845 nt
Organism: Symbiodinium sp. CCMP2592
Lineage: Eukaryota; Dinophyceae; Suessiales; Symbiodiniaceae
Source: the annotation of a GenBank genome assembly